This is a messenger RNA of Rotaria socialis, 1605 nucleotides long. The record is from the annotation of a GenBank genome assembly. NCBI's taxonomy places the organism in Eukaryota, Metazoa, Rotifera, Eurotatoria, Philodinida, Philodinidae.
AUGAGUAACAUUGAAGCAAAUGGUGCUAAAUGUUUAGAUCCAACGGUUAUGAUCCAUAGUAGUAUAAAUGAGCAGACUGCUUGUUUAUACAACAACAAAAAACGAACGGUUCAACAUCCAAGUGAAGGUGAGUCAUCAAGUCAUACACCGAAACGUAAUCGAAUGGAAAUUACUGAUCCAGAUGUCACAACGGAUCAAUAUUCAACUAACCUACAUAAAAGCCAACAAGAAACUGCUAAAACAUCAUCAUCAACAACAACAUCUUCGUAUUUCAAUACAUAUCAUCAAACGAAAAAAAAUUGCAAUGGUUCAUCAAUUCGUUCUCGUCACGAAUCCUCAAGACAAUCAUUUCCACCAUUUCGAAUUAUACUAGAAGAUCCAAACAAAUAUCCUACAACAGAAUUAAUAGUGAUUAAAGAGAUAAAUAAAUAUUGUAAACUGAACUUAACCUAUGGUCGAUAUGCAAAAACAGCGAACAAUCAAAUGUGCUAUUUACUUUAUACAAGCACAACAGCACAAUUUGAAUAUCUUAUGUGUCAAUCCAACUGGCCUAAUAAGAUUUGCAACAGUGAUUAUAAAUUAGAUUUACCAAGUAAAAUACCAUCAUCUUAUUCAAUUGUUGUUCAAAAUGUGCCCUCGCAAUGGAGUGCUGAAGCAUUUGGUAUCGAAUUAAAGCAGUAUUAUCCAUCAAUUGUACGUGCAGUACGCCUAUUUAUAAAAGGCGGACGUCCUUUAUCCAAAGUCCGAAUUGAUUUUUCAUCGUACAAGGAAUUAUCAUCGAUACUAAAAUCAAAACGUAUUCUAUUAGAUGAUGAAAACACUGCAUAUACAGUUGAACCAUAUUUACCACCAACACGAGUAUUACGUUGUUAUAUUUGUCAAGCAUAUGAUGAUCAUAUCGCUGCUCAUUGUCCAAAUAAAAAUGAUCCUAUUUGCUUUAGAUGUGCACAACACCAUCCUUAUAAUCCUAAUUGUGAAAAUAGUAUCCAAUGUGUCCAUUGUGCAGGUGAUCAUAUGGCAGGAAACCCCAGCUGUCCGGUCAAAUCAGUUAAACGACAAGAAAAGAAUCAGCGUAUGAAGUUGUCCAAUGAUGCAACGACUUCCUUAAAUCAACAUCCUAGGCAAGCUUGGUCUACCAACACGAAAGAACAUCUCUUUUGCAACAAAACACCAACAACCACCAAUGCAUCAGCAACAUAUUUGAACAACGACUACAGCAACAACAACAAUCAAAUAGACAUGAACAAUAUACUUAAUAAAAUUCAUGACACGAUGUUACAUAUCAAGCAACAACAAGACGAACUGAAUGGAAGGUUUAAUACAUUCGAUAUGAAACUCAAUCAUUACAACAACGAAAUUAGUAACAUUAAAUGUUGCAUAAAUGAAAUUUUAUGCCCACUUCUCAAGGAAAUCUCUAGUCAAAUUUAUUUAAAAGCAAAAGGAUCAAAUAAACAAACUAUAUCACCUUUGUAUAAUAAAUUAACAGAUUUUAUUUUAAAAAAUAGCUCACCUACUAAUGUGGAAAAUGUAUCUGGUGAAGAAAAAAAGUCUCACGAACGUUCAAUAGCCAAUAGUGAUCCUAAUCAAACAAUGUAUGAAUCCUAA